ACAAUAUUUGAUAGCAACAGUUUUGUCUAAAACAUGGAUGGUCCAAACUUUCCUAGGAGCAUGAUAUUAUAGAAUUUUCAAAGCCACACUUCUUUAUAGUAUUAUCACAAUUCAUAUUUCAUACCCUCUAAACAAAAACACAGAAGAAAAAAAUGGAUGUUUUGUACACCAUGUUGAAUUUCAUAUCCUUAUCUUUUCUAGCUCUUUUCCUAGCCAUGUCCUUCAUCAUGAUGACAAUUUUCAAAGGAAAAUCUAUAGGAAACCCAAAAUAUGCACCUGUUAAAGGCACAAUGUUUAACCUACUUUUCAACUACAAGAAACUCCAUGAUUACCAAACUCAAAGAGCCAAUACUCAUCCAACUUUUAGGCUUCUUGCCCCAAAUUGUAGUAACUUGUACACAAUAGAUGUGAGAAAUAUUAUAUAUAUAUUGAAAACCAAUUUUGAUAAAUAUUCCAAAGGUAAGAAUAAUCAAGAUAUUAUGAUUGAUCUUUUUGGUGAGGGAAUUUUUGUUGUUGAUGGUGAUAAAUGGAAGCAGCAGAGGAAAGUUGCUAGCUAUGAAUUUUCUACAAGAGUUCUUAGAGAUUUUAGUUGCUUUGUGUUUAGAAAGAAUGCUGCCAAAUUGGUCAAAGUUAUAUCAAAAUUUUCUCAAGAUGGAGUUGUUUUUGAUAUGCAAGACUUACAAAUGAGAUGUGCUAUGGAUUCAAUAUUCAAUGUUGGGUUUGGAACAGAAUUGAAUUGCUUAGAAGGAUCAAGUAAAGAGGGAACUGAAUUCAUGAAGGCAUUUGAUGAAUCAAAUGCUUUAAUUUAUUGGCGUUUUGUUGAUCCAAUUUGGAGCAUUAAGAGGUAUCUUAACAUUGGUGGUGAAGCUAAGCUUAAGCGCAAUAUCAAAUUGAUGGAUGAAUUUGUCAAUAGAGUAAUAAAGACCAAAAAGGAACGGUUGGAACUUCAACAAGAUUCUAAUGUUAAAGAAGACAUACUAUCAAGGUUUUUGAUGGAGAGCAAGAAGGAGCAAUCAACAAUAACUGAUAAGUCUUUGAGAGACAUAAUUCUUACCUUUAUAAUAGCUGGCAAAGAUACUACUGCAAACACUCUUUCAUGGUUCUUCUACAUGUUAUGUAAGAACCCUCUUGUAGAGGACAAGAUUGUGCAAGAAAUUAAAGAUGUCACUAGUAGUAAUGAAAGUGAACUCAGCAAUAUAGAUGAGUUUGUUUCCAAUUUAACAGAUGUUAUCCUUGAUAAGAUGCAUUAUCUUCAUGCAGCAUUGACUGAGACAUUGAGAUUGUACCCUGUGAUCCCUGUGAAUGGAAGAAUUACAGAUGCACCUGAUGUUCUUCCCGAUGGUCACAAAAUAGAAAAGGGUGAUGGAGUGUACUACUUGUCCUAUGCUAUGGGUCGAAUGUCAUCCAUUUGGGGGGAAGAUGCUGAGGAAUUUCGUCCUGAAAGAUGGAUUAACAAUGGAAUUUUCCAACCAGAAUCGCCAUUCAAAUUUAUAGCAUUCCAUGCUGGACCUCGUAUGUGCUUAGGGAAGGAUUUUGCAUACAGACAAAUGAAAAUAGUAGCAAUGGCUAUUCUUCAUUUCUUCAAAUUUAAAUUGGCAAAUGGGACACAAAAUGUGACUUAUAAGGUCAUGUUUACCCUUCACUUGGACAAGGGUCUCCCUCUCAAUGCAUUUCCAAGGUUAUAAAACUAAUGAGUGAUUGUUGACAUGUGAAUUAAAGCAAAUCACUAUAUGUAGUAAAUUUCUAGUGUUUUAGAUUUUCAAUUUUAUCAAAGAUAUGAUAUGUUUUAGCUACAUGGAUCAUUGAUUCUGCCAUGUAAAUAUAGAAAAUUGAUCUUUAGGCCCUUGAAAUGCUUACCGGUCUUUCAAAAAUCCAAAUAUACUUUUUAUUUCAA
Molecule: messenger RNA, 1894 nt
Organism: Trifolium pratense (red clover)
Lineage: Eukaryota; Viridiplantae; Streptophyta; Magnoliopsida; Fabales; Fabaceae
Product: cytochrome P450 704C1-like
Exons: 5
Coding region: 153-1685 (510 amino acids)
Molecular function (GO): oxidoreductase activity, acting on paired donors, with incorporation or reduction of molecular oxygen; iron ion binding; heme binding
Source: RefSeq, a predicted model, not a curated record